This is a messenger RNA of Talpa occidentalis (Iberian mole), 3402 nucleotides long. RefSeq names its product KN motif and ankyrin repeat domains 3 (gene KANK3). Gene Ontology annotation, cellular component: cytoplasm; cytoskeleton. The coding region runs from base 410 to 3022 and encodes 870 amino acids. Gene Ontology annotation, molecular function: protein binding. Lineage: Eukaryota; Metazoa; Chordata; Mammalia; Eulipotyphla; Talpidae. Gene Ontology annotation, biological process: negative regulation of actin filament polymerization. The transcript is spliced from 10 exons. The record is from RefSeq and is a predicted model, not a curated record.
GGUCUUACCAGUGACCUGAAUAAAAAUUCAGAUCACAAAUUAUAUCUUGUUUGCAUUUCUCUGAGAAGGAAAAAAUCAAGAGAUUCUUUGUUGUUAGCAGGCAGAAUCUAACCAGAUGAGUUUUUAAUGAGCCCACGAAGGGCUUCCAACUCUCUUUCCUCUUCUAAAGGUUCACAAACCCUCCCCCUUUGAGCAACAAUUUGUAGGUUUUCCAGGGGCUGAAAGAAAACGCAGCAGGUCUAGAACACCCCCCUCGCUGCCACCGCCAACUACUUUUGUUUUCUCGAAUACCUUACUCUCUUCUUUUUAUGCCCUUCCUGCCUCCUCCUGCCCUCCUGGCACCUGGGGGUCCCCACAUUGGUUCAUUCCAAAGUUUUAAGGUCUUUUGAGGAAGGAGGUAGGAGAGGGCAUGCGUGUGGAGCGGGGUGGGGGAAGGCAGGAGCUUUGGGGUUUGUUUAUUCACUCGGAGUCCAGGCUGACCCCCAGAGGUACAGGCACAGGGACAGGCCUGGCCCCACCCUCACUCUCUCUGGGGACAUUUUUCAGGGUGUGUCUGGCGAUUACUCCAGGAAACAUGGCCGAGUUUGCCCUGAAUCAGAGUCUGCCUGACCUGGGCGGCCCUCAUCUGUGCCCGGGUCCGACCCAGGGCGCCCGAAGCCCGCGCUCGCCCUACUCAGUGGAGACACCCUAUGGCUUCCACCUGGAUCUGGAUUUCCUCAAGUACAUCGAGGAGCUGGAGCGCGGCCCUGCAGCCCGCCGCACCCCAGGACUCCCGUCUGCGCGCCGCCCGCGAGCGUCCAGGGCCGGCCUGGCAGGCGUGCGCAGCCCAGGCGCCUGGACAUCCAGCGAGUCCUUGGCCAGUGACGACGCAGGAGCGCAGGGCGCACUCUCCCCGGGCGCGUCCUCGGGGCUCCUGCUGUCGCCGCGCUUACCCGCGCGCAACCCGCGCGUGGAGCACACGCUCCUGGAGACCAGCCGGCGCCUGCAGCUGGCGCAGGAGCGCGCAUCCAGCCCUGCCCGCGUGGUCCCGCGCAGCCCGCGUGGGUCUGGCGGCUGCAGCCCCGCCGCGGGCCCGGCUGCCAACCCCGCCUCUCCGGGCCCCGCGCAGCUGCAGCAGGUGCGCGAGCAGAUGGCCGUGGCGCUGCGGCGCCUGCGUGAGCUCGAGGAACAGGCGCGCGCGCUGCCCGAGCUGCAGGAGCAGGUGCGCGCUCUACGCGCAGAGAAGGCGCGUCUGCUGGCGGGGCGCGCGCAGUCGGAACCCGAAGGCGCGGCAGAGGCGCGCCCGGACAAGCUUGCUCAGCUGCGGCGGCUUACCGAGCGUCUGGCCACCUCCGAGCGCGGCGUUCGCGCCAGGGCAAGCCCCCGGGUUGAUGGUCCCGACGGAUCUCCUUCGCGGCGCAGCGAAGAGGAGCUCCAGGUCCUCGACAGGGCGGACGGGACCCCAGACGGGGAGCCCCAGGCGCGCGAGGCCAGCGUGCAGGCGGUGCCGGAGACCCAAGAGACGGGAGCGCAGGCAGUGCGGGAGACCGAGAAUGCCAGUGUGGCGGCGGCCCCCGACACCGUCGAGGCGGACACAUGGGUGACAGAGGCGCUGCUGGGGUUGCCCGAGGCCGCAGAGCGUGAGGUGGAACUGCUGCGAGCCAGCCUGGAGCACCAGCGCGGGGUGAGUGAGCUCCUGCGGGGCCGUCUGCACGAGCUGGAAGAGGUUGCGGGCGAAGCCCUGGCGGUGGCCCCGCCCCAGCAGCAGGAGGCUGCCACCCAGACCUCGUGGGGCUGUGCCGAGAAGGCCACGCAGACCGAGCCCCCCGCGGAGGCCCCGUCCCUGGCACAGGAGAACCUGCCCGAGCCCACGGAUGGGGACAGGGCCGCGGCGCCCGCGGGCAUCUUGAAAUCCAUCAUGAAGAAGAGAGAUGGCACACCCGGAGCCCAGCCCAGCCCGGGCCCCAAGAGCCUGCAGUUCGUCGGGGUCCUGAACGGAGAGUAUGAGAGCUCGUCCAGCGAGGGCAACAGCGACAGCGACAGCGAGGAGGGCGCCGCUGAGGCCCCCAGGAGCAGCUCCUCGGACGACGGCGGCGGGGGGUCCGACUCGGGUGCCCCUGGCUCUCCCGGCCACGGCCACGGGGAUGCGCGGGAGCCCCAGCGGGAGCCCGAGGCGGAGGCAGAGCCCCAGGCCGGCGCGCCGGGAAGGUGCGAGCUGAGCCCGCGCGUGAAGGAGGCCUGCGCGGCGCUGCACCGGCAGCUGAGCCGGCCCCGCGGAGCCGCCCGCGACGGCGGUGCAGCGCGCCUGGUGGCCCAGGAGUGGUUCCGCGUGUCCAGCCAGAGGCGCUCGCGGGCAGAGGCCGUGGCCGGGAUGCUGGGCGCCGUGGCCAGCCUGGGACCAGGGCUGCUGGAGCACGUGGUCAACCUGGCGGACGGCAAUGGAAACACAGCGCUGCACUACAGCGUGUCCCACGGGAACCUGGCCAUCUCCAGCUUGCUCCUGGACACGGGUGUCUGUGAGGUUGACCGCCAGAACCGUGCCGGCUACUCGGCCCUCAUGCUGUCUGCACUCACCUCAGUGGGGCGGGAGGAAGAGGACAUGGCUGUGGUCCAGAGACUCUUCCACAUGGGCGAUGUCAAUGCCAAGGCUAGCCAGACAGGGCAGACAGCCCUCAUGCUGGCCAUCAGCCACGGUCGCCAGGACAUGGUGGCAGCCCUGUUGGCAUGUGGGGCAGAUGUGAAUGUGCAAGAUGCGGAUGGGGCCACAGCACUGAUGUGUGCCAGUGAGUACGGGCGUCUGGACACCGUCCGGUUGUUGCUGGCCCAGCCAGGCUGCGACCCUGCCCUCCUGGACAACGAGGGUACCAGUGCCCUGGCCAUUGCAUUGGAGGCUGAGCAGGACGAGGUGGCCGCCCUGCUGCACACCCAUCUGAGUUCAGACCAGUCAAGUCCAAUGGUGAGUGAGUCACCUCCUGACUCCCCCUCGGCCACGCCUGGUGAAGGAAGAUGCAGUGACAAAGAAGAGGAUUCCCAGACUCAGUAAGCGGCCUGGAACACUGGACCCAGCAUCUUUCCCUCCACACUGUGGACUCUGGGUUACAGCUGGGGUAAGGGUCUGCUGGCACAAGAGAAAAGCUUGGAUGACUCAGUGUCCCCUCAGAAGGGGAUCACUUUGGAUGAAUCAGGGUGAGAUGGGGGCCGAGGAGAGCCCAUAACCCCCAUACUCCCCCAAACUUUACUAAUAAAACAUUCCUAUUUCUAUCUUGUUUUGGGGGAUACACAGAUGGAUGGCUUCCCCUCCUCAAAGAAAGGCCUUCUUAGGGAAAGCCACCCCCACUCCCCUCAACUUCCAGAGUGACCACCUGGAGGGCCCACUGGAAGACUUUAUAAUGCUAGUGAUAAUGCAAGUCAGGCAACAAGCAG